AACUCAGCCCUAACUUUUCUCUCUGCAUAAACUCAAUAAUCACUCGUUUUGAGAGAGAGAGAGAGAGAGAGAGAGAGAGAGAGAGAGAGAGAGGGAGGUUUUUCGAAAAUGCCUACUUCGAUUCAACUCCAUCGAAUCAAUCCGACGGCCAAUCCCGGCGUUGGCGCCGCCGCAACAACUAUGAACUGUCACAGAACCGCGGCAGCGGCGGUGACGGUGGCGCGGGAGAAAAGAAGCAGUAAUAUGACCUCGCUGACGGACGCGGUUUCGGUGCCGGUACCAGAGACGAUCGCGCGGCACCACGCGCACGACGUCGGACCGGAACAGUGUUGCUCCGCCGUGAUCCAGAUCAUCGACGCUCCAGUUCAUACGGUAUGGUCUGUGGUACGACGGUUCGAUAAUCCACAAGCGUACAAGCAUUUUCUGAAAAGCUGUGAUGUAAUCGACGGUGACGGUACCGUCGGCAGUCUCCGGCAAGUUCAAGUCGUCUCUGGCCUUCCCGCCGCCUCGAGCACCGAACGCCUCGAGAUUCUGGACGAUGAGAGACACGUGUUGAGUUUUCGCGUCGUAGGUGGGGACCAUCGCCUACGAAACUACCGAUCUGUUACCACACUGCACGCGAUUUCAUCAUCAUCUUCUUCUUCUUCAUCAAAUCAAAACGGAUCCAGAUCUUCAACGGUUGUGGUGGAAUCAUAUGCAGUUGAUGUACCACAAGGCAACACAAAAGAAGAAACGUGCGUGUUCGUUGAUACGAUCGUACGGUGUAAUCUUCAAUCUCUUGCACAAAUCGCUGAAAACAUGGCUAAAACUUCCUAAUUAAAUUUCAAUUUCUUCUUCUUUUAACACACACACAUUCUUGAUUUGCAUCCCUUUUUCAAUUUCUUCAUAUUUUAGGUGUUUUUUCCCCUUUCAGAAACCGAUUAUCUCCGCAGAUUUGUGUGCAAUAAUGGUUUAUAAAGGAGAUUCGUACACCGAUCGAACAUUUGUGGUUGUGUAUUGUAUAAAUUUGUUCUUCCUUUUUUGGCGUUCUUCGCUUAUAGAUAUAGAAUUCUCUCUCUGAAAUUAGGCCUGGAAUCCGCUGCCAUUUUGUAUUGAUUAUGAUCAAUGUGUUGUUGGUUUUGUAAUUAAUUAUUAUGUUGGU
Messenger RNA from Benincasa hispida (wax gourd), 1141 nucleotides. Lineage: Eukaryota; Viridiplantae; Streptophyta; Magnoliopsida; Cucurbitales; Cucurbitaceae. The record is from RefSeq and is a predicted model, not a curated record.